Molecule: messenger RNA, 1313 nt
Organism: Microtus oregoni (creeping vole)
Lineage: Eukaryota; Metazoa; Chordata; Mammalia; Rodentia; Cricetidae
Gene: Tspan1
Product: tetraspanin 1
Exons: 8
Coding region: 149-874 (241 amino acids)
Cellular component (GO): membrane
Source: RefSeq, a predicted model, not a curated record
GUGAGCAGUGGCGUGCGUGAGGACUAGGUGAUCCCUCAUCUUUCGGCCAGCACACUAAGUGGCAGCUUCCUGGAGCUGUUCUGUUCCUUCAGGAGUGCAGCGUAUUCUGUUCAGAACCUACUGGAAAGAGCCCUGAACAGGACCCACCAUGCAGUGCUUCAAAUUCAUUAAGGUCAUGAUGGUCCUCUUCAAUCUACUCAUCUUUCUGUGUGGUGCGGCCUUGUUGGCUGUGGGAAUCUGGGUAUCCGUCGAUGGGACAUCCUUCCUGAAGAUCUUUGGGCCAAUGUCAUCCAGUGCCAUGCAGUUUGUCAACGUGGGCUACUUCCUCAUCGCGGCUGGUGUUGUGCUCUUUGUCCUUGGUUUCCUGGGCUGCUACGGUGCUCACUCUGAGAACAAGUGUGCACUCUUGAUGUUCUUUACCAUCCUCCUCAUCAUCUUCAUUGCUGAGGUUGCGGCUGCUGUGGUUGCUCUGGUGUAUACCACAAUGGCAGAAACCUUCCUGACAUUGGCAAUAGUACCUGCCAUCAGAAAAGACUAUGGUUACCAGACCGAAUUCACCCAAGUGUGGAACACUACCAUGAAAGAGCUGAAGUGCUGUGGUUUCAACAACUAUACAGAUUUUAACACCUCGCGUUUCGUUGAAGAGAAUAAACUCUUUCCUCCUUACUGUUGUCGCGGAGCUACCAAUGGCACAGCUACGCAAUCAUGCACCGAGAGCGAAGCCGAAGAAACAAAUGUACCGGGUUGUUUCAAACAGCUUCUGCAUGAGAUCAGAACCAAUGCGGUCACUGUGGGUGGUGUGGCAGCUGGAAUUGCCGCCCUGGAGCUGGCUGCCAUGAUUGUAUCCAUGUAUCUAUACUGCAAUCUGAAAUAAGCCAGUUUCUUCCUCCCCACUUGCUGCUGCCACAUGGAAGCCAAAAAGAGACAGCUAAGCAGCAGUGAUCCGGGUGGAGAUGAAAUCUAACGUCAUUUGGGCUGGAGUGGACCUGCCUUUGCUGCUCUGGACUGUGGGCUGAAUAGGGACCACCUCCUUCGGGCUGUGUUUGCCUUGUUCUCUGUUGGUGGGGCUCGGGGCGGGGGCAACAUCUGCUCCAGAGUCUCUGAAGCAGCCACUCUGCCCAUCUCCUGAGUCUCUUCUUCAACCCUUUACACAUCCUUGGUAUAAAAGUGGUUCUUGAUGAUCCCAGCACCUCACUGGUGGAUGAAGGCACUUACAGCCUGGGCAUAUUCAAGUCCAGCAAAGCCAUAGAACAGAUGUAUAGAAGGCAUUUUGGAACCUAUAAACCAAUAAAAAUACUUCUAUUUGGACUGUG